UGUCGCCGGGUGAUGACGUCAGUGUUUGGGUUUACGUUAUGGCGGCUCAUGCUAGCGAGCUUGAGGUUGCAAAGAAAAAUCUCACAGAUGCAAUUGGAGAUAAUGUCAAACAUUACUGGGCAAACCUGAAACUAUGGUUUAAACAAAAGAUCAGUAAAGAGGAGUUUGACGUUGAGGCCCGUCGUCUAUUGGCACAGGAGAAUGUUCAUGUUCACAAUGAUUUUCUCCUGGCCAUUCUCACACGCUGCCAGAUCAUCGUCUCCACACCUGAGGGCACUGGGCCAUUACUGUGGCAGGGUGGCUCUGCUUCAAAACCUGGCAAACCAAAAGGGAAGAAGAAAUGUUCCUCUAGACAGAAAUUUGAUCAUCGGUUCCAGCCGCAGAACCCACUGAGUGCCGCUCAGCCCUUCAGUCCACGAGAGACAGGAGGUGAGGAGGAGGAGCUGCGUCUCAGUGCUCACACUCUGCUGCUGCCCACACGAGGUCAGCUUGAGGCCCGGAUGAUGGUGACUGCAUUUGAGCUGGGCUUAGACAACAUAACAGACGAUGCCGUCGGCACCAUGGUCUAUGCUGUUGAGCACCACUUAAAAGAUGUCCUGACCGCUGUCAUAACCAGGAGGAAGGCAUAUCGCUUACGGGAUGGUCAUUUUCCUUAUGCGUUUGGCAGUGAUGUCACGCCACAGCCUUAUCUGAAAAACAGCUUGGCUGCUUACCAAAGUGUUAAUGAAUGUCCUCCUCCAAGUGCUUCCCUCCCUGCUGGUCCACCGCCUCAAGUAUCACCAGAUGAGGCUGAGCAACAAGCUGUCCACUUAUUGGCUUGUUCUGCUGACAGUCUUCCGGCACCCCUUUCUCCAAUCAGCCUGUUUGAUCUCCUGGAGGCUUUACAGGUUCACCAUGGUGUGAUGCCCUCCCACACCAUGUACGCCCUCAACAUGGAGCGCAUCCUGUCACGGCUGUGGCACCCCAGCCACGAAGAACUAGAGCAAGACCAUGUUCACCGGCAACGCCUCGCUGCUAAAGAAGGCGUGUACGUCAGCUGAGAGCUAACGGGACAGGACUGUAUAUAAACUUAACAUAUCAUCAGGAACCAGACAACAAAAAUGAAUCCUCAAACUGAAAAUGACACACAGCAGUGUGUUUAAAAAUGGAAAUGAUUUUAUUUUCACAGGUAAUGGAUGACUAUAGCAAGAUUAAAGGAAAUAGUUGCACAUUGGGAAGUCAGUUCAGGCUAAUAGGCAUUAGCUGGCAGCAUGUGUUGCCCAUCAGGCAUUUUGGCAGUUGACCAGUCAUCAAUGAGACUUCUGUCAUAAAAUGAGGAUCUAAUUGUGUUCAUGAUAAUAUUAGUGUUUCAAUUUAGAGCAGCUACAAGCAUUGGGCAAGAAAAGUAAGGUUCUGGCCCAGGUUGCGCAGUGUGUGCAAUUCAGCUUGUGGAAGUUUAUACCUCGUUUCUCACUGAAGUUGGGAAUAAUACAAUGAUUUGAACAGACGAAUAAGAAUGAUUAACGACGGAUAAAGUUCCUAUAAUGUUUUUUACAGGAAAAGCACAGGUGUUGCAGAUAACGUUAAUGACAACUUUGUUCUCUGGUAGUCGCUCUGUGACUGUGAGCCAGCAUGAACCCUGACUGAGGAAGCUAAUUGGAACUCGGCCGCAGCUGAACGAUUUUCUGCUAGAUAAUGCAAUUGCGGUUGGAUUUGUGGUAUAAUUUAGUAAAAAUCAUGGUUCAGUUCAAUAUUCAUUGUGCAACAUAUUUAUAAUGUUAUUGAGCUUUACCACGGGCACAGAUGACUUUACAGUUAUUGUUUCCAACAUGUAUCUUAUAU
Solea solea (common sole) is the source of this 1821-nucleotide messenger RNA. RefSeq names its product transcriptional adaptor 1 (gene tada1). The transcript has 8 exons. The record is from RefSeq and is a predicted model, not a curated record. Gene Ontology annotation, molecular function: transcription coactivator activity. Bases 39 to 1040 code for a protein of 333 amino acids. Gene Ontology annotation, cellular component: SAGA complex. NCBI's taxonomy places the organism in Eukaryota, Metazoa, Chordata, Actinopteri, Pleuronectiformes, Soleidae. Gene Ontology annotation, biological process: regulation of transcription by RNA polymerase II.